Molecule: messenger RNA, 2617 nt
Organism: Carassius carassius (crucian carp)
Lineage: Eukaryota; Metazoa; Chordata; Actinopteri; Cypriniformes; Cyprinidae
Product: WAP, Kazal, immunoglobulin, Kunitz and NTR domain-containing protein 2-like
Exons: 2
Coding region: 584-2302 (572 amino acids)
Cellular component (GO): extracellular region
Molecular function (GO): serine-type endopeptidase inhibitor activity; protein binding
Source: RefSeq, a predicted model, not a curated record
GAACCUCAUUUUGAUAUGUUUUGAACAUUCAAAGUGGCGGACGGGGCGAGAUUUCACUUGACAUGUUAAUCUCUGCAUACUGCUAGUGCUUCACUUGCUACUUCAUAAGGAACUGAGUAGCCAGUUUUCAGUGUACACUGCGCAGUGUGCACUAUGCAGUAGACACCAGCUGUCCAGUCCAAACAUAGCCAACGACUUUUAGUUCGGUAGUGAAAAGUUAAAAGGUGCUCUAGUGCGUCACGCAGGUGCCUCAAAUGUCAAAGACGUUCGAGAAGUUAGUGUACGCGUCACUGUGCGACACAGCAUUAGCAAAAAGAGUAGUUAGCCUUUGUUUACAAGUAUAGGAAAUGUUUAGUAAUAGGGUUGAACACGCAACCUCUAAUCCCCCGGCGCUGAUGACCGUCGCGCGCGCGUCGACCUCUCCUCCACUCCACAAACCUCUUGAGCGGAGCACACGUCCUCCUCUUCAGCCGGGGUCCCCUCUUACUUGUGCCCUGUUUUACGCACAGGGAAGUGACGGCGUAGGUUUUUGACCCCUGGGACGUUUUCUUCCACGAAAGGACAUUUUUUUUUUCGCGUGGAUAUGUGGUGGAUGCUGUUUCCCAGAUGGAUCUGGUUUUUGUGUGGACAGUUCUGCGUCUUGCGUUUGGACUUGCGCGCCAGAGCGAUGCCAAUGACCCUGUCCAAAGUGGUUUAUUCUCACGCGGGAAUGUGUCCCAACGAGAUGAACCCCAACCUGUGGGUGGAUGCCAUGAGCACCUGCACCCGAGAGUGCGAGUCCGACCAGGACUGUGAGCCGUUCGAGAAAUGCUGUCCAAAUGUUUGCGGACACAAGAGCUGUGUGGCUGCCCGCUACAUGGACAUUAAGGGCAGGAAAGGUCCAGUGGGGAUGCCCAAAGGGGUCACCUGUGACAAAUUCAUGUGCACCCAGCAGGGUUCAGAGUGUGAAAUCUGGGAUGGACAGCCGGUAUGCAAGUGCCGGGACCGUUGCGGACGGGAACCCUAUUUCACAUGCGCCUCGGAUGGCAUGACCUACUACAACAAGUGCUACAUGGACGCCGAGGCCUGUAACAGGGGCGUGACCCUCACCGAAGUCACCUGCAGGUACCACUUUAGCUUGUCCAACACCAGUCCUCUUCCAGCGGUGACCACCGCCCGGCCCACCACCACCCAUCUUGAGACCACACCUAUGGACGUUCAACGUCCCAUCAUGGUCAGCAACCCAGCGCACCACUUUGUGUUUGUGGGUGAAACAGCCAGCUUCCUCUGCGAGGUCACAGGAAAACCCAAGCCGGCGAUUACAUGGGAAAAGCAGAUCGAAGGUAAAGAGAACACUGUAAUGCAACCCAACCAUGUGCAAGGAAACAUAGUAGUCACUAACAUCGCCCAGUUGGUCAUAUACAACGCCCAGCUCCAGGAUGCCGGCAUCUACACCUGCACUGCCACAAACCAGGGUGGAUCUGUGCAAGCCCAUUUCCCGCUCUCUGUGGUCCCCAGGGAGCAGAGCAAACCGGAGCCGCUCAUGAAUUCAACGCGCUUACCUGCCGAGGAGUGUCUAAAACCACCCGAUAUGGGCGACUGUGGAGAGGAGAGCAUGAAAUGGUAUUACGAAGCCAAGCGCAACAAUUGCUUUACCUUCACCUAUAGCCAGUGCAAUAAAAACCGAAACCAUUUCGAUACCUAUGAGCUGUGCAUGCUCUCCUGUGGAGCGGAGCUUCCUGCUCCUUGCACCCUGCCUAGCAUACAAGGUCCCUGCAAGGCUUACAAACCACGCUGGGCUUACAGCCAUGUGCUCAAGAAAUGCCAGUCAUUUGUUUAUGGGGGCUGCGGAGGUAACGAGAACAACUUUGAGAGCAAGGAAACCUGUGAGGAGAUGUGCCCCUUCCCUAAGACUAACAAUUGUAAGCCGUGUAAACCCCGGCAGAAGAUGGUCCCGAGCUUCUGCAAGAGCGACUUUGUGGUUUUGGGACGCAUUUCAGAGUUGACUGAGGACCACGACUCCGGCCACGCGCUCAUCACUGUGGAGGAGAUCUUGAAGGACGAGAAGAUGGGGCUGCGGUUCUUCGGACAAGAACCUCUGGAGGUGACGCUGCUCAACAUGGACUGGAACUGUCCCUGUCCGAACAUAACGAGAGCCGAGGGACAGAUGAUCAUCAUGGGGGACGUUCACAACGGCAUGGCCGUGCUGCAGCCUGACAGCUACGUGGCCACUUCCAGCGUACGGCGUGCUCGCAAACUCCGUGAGGUUAUCACCAAAAAGACUUGUGAUGUUUUGAAGGAGUUCAGCAGCACAAAGUCCUAGGGCGCUUAUGUUAUCUGAAUCUCUGGACAUCCUAAACUGGGGGGCAUCAAAUCCUGUUUCUGAAGUGCCACUUUCCUGCAAAGUUAGCUACAGUGAAACUCUGCUGGAAUGUGGACCUCCAAGAGCAGGAUUGGACACCCCGUUCUAAACCAACGUGCCUGCCUCUCACCUGCUUUGCUUCAGGAAGCAGACUCACAAACUUGACUUGUAGAAUCUACAAUUAUAUGUCAUGCUUCCACCGCAGCAUGGAGUUGCUUAUCCAUGGAGAGAUAAAAAUAUGUGGAUUACACUGUGAGAUUGACACAUAGACAUGUA